GCCCGACGGACCCCUGGCAGCAGCGCACCGAGCGAGUCUCCUUCCCGGCAGCAGAAAGGGCCCGGUCCGGCCCGGCGCAGGCGCAGCCCGGGACCCAGGAAGCGCCUGAGCCCAGAGUGCGCAGGACGGAGCCCGAGAGAGAGAGAGAGCUGGGGGUGAGGGGCCGCGGGGUAGGAGGAUCUGAACAGGGUAUACAUAUUAAACAUGGAAGAAGAAGAUGACUAUAUGUCUGAUUCAUUUAUUAAUGUGCAACAGGAUGUCAGGCCAGGAUUGCCAAUGGUGAGGCAUGUGAAAGAAGCUAUUCAAAAAGAAGAAAAGCAGAGGGAAGCUAACCAGAAAAAUAGACAAAAGAGCCUAAAAGAAGAGGAAAGAGAGAGACGUGACACUGUGUUGAAAAGUGCUUUAGGAAACGAAAACAAAGGCUUUGCUUUGCUCCAAAAGAUGGGGUACAAAAGUGGGCAGGCCCUUGGCAAGAGUGGAGAAGGCAUUGUUGAGCCUAUUCCUCUGAACAUUAAAACAGGCAGAGGUGGGCUUGGUCAUGAAGAAUUACAAAAGCGGAAAGCAGAAGAAAGGCUAGAAAACUACAGAAGAAAGAUUCAUAUGAAAAAACAAGCAGAUGAAGAUGCUGCAGAUCAGUUUAGAAAGAGAUUCAAAAGCAAACACGAAGAACGUAAGCUAGAAGGGGACCUUAGAAAAAGCCAGAGGGCCUGUCAGCAAUUAGACACACAAAAGGAUAUUAAAGUUCCCAAGGAGAUUUGGUACUGGACAGAACCUGAGCAAGAAGAAAAGGAUCAAGAGGAGGAAGAAAAGGAUGAAUACAAAGGUUCAGACUUAAGUGUAUUUGAGAAGUUGCAAAUCCUGACUGCCUAUUUAAGAGAAGAGCAUCUUUAUUGUAUCUGGUGUGGAACAGCAUAUGAGGAGGCUGCAGAUUUAUCUUCAAACUGCCCUGGAGACAGUUCAGCAGAUCAUGACUAAAAUCUUCGUAAUAAAAGGAACUCUGGAAAAAUAUUGUUGAUUCACAGCAGUAUUUUAAAAUCUCUCCAUGAGACAUAAAGAAUUCACACACGUACUGCUGGUGGAAAUACAUAUUGAAAGGUUCAGAGCACACACUUUUGAAAGCACAGAAGCAGUUGUAGAUUUUAGAUUUUUUUUUUAAAGUGAAGCUAGUCAUUGAACUCAUUAUUUAAUAAGAAUUACAGAUUUACAUAUGUACUUAACUUUAAAUAAUUUAGGUGCAGGCAGGAGUUUUGCAGAUUUCUGCCAAACUAAAAACUGCAAUUCCAGUCUUGCACCUCAGAGGACAGGUAGCUAACUGCACCAAAUUGUUAUGGUUUAUGAUAUCUGUACACCUCCAGUUGGAGGUACCUAGGUUCGUACUGCUAAAUUCGUGUGUGUGUAUGUGUGUGAUUGUGGACAGAUGGAGAUUUGAAAUGGACAGUACUUGACUUUGUAACCAACAUUUUAAAGGCUUCCUUGGGGGGGGAAAUAUUGGUAAAGUCUUUAUAGUAGACAGUGUUAGACACGUCAUUUAAUAUGCAUCCUUCAUGAGGAUGUCUGAUUUGAAUCAUAAGUUUAUUUUUUGUCAACAUAAUCAGCCAGAUAUAUGAACUCUGCUGGUUGAAAAUAGUCUGACCUUGCACAAAGUAUUUGGCUUCAUCAAUCUCUAUUGCUUAAUGUAAAUAUGGAUGUUUGUAUAGAAACUCUAAAAAUACCCACUAAAUUGAUGAAAUUUAAAGUGUUUUGUUCAUAAUUAAACUGCUUUUUGUAACUA
Chelonoidis abingdonii (Abingdon island giant tortoise) is the source of this 1771-nucleotide messenger RNA. It is a transcript of the gene GPATCH11, whose product is annotated as G-patch domain containing 11. Gene Ontology annotation, cellular component: kinetochore. The record is from RefSeq and is a predicted model, not a curated record. Gene Ontology annotation, molecular function: nucleic acid binding. Lineage: Eukaryota; Metazoa; Chordata; Testudines; Testudinidae.